Molecule: messenger RNA, 1196 nt
Organism: Priapulus caudatus
Lineage: Eukaryota; Metazoa; Priapulida; Priapulimorpha; Priapulimorphida; Priapulidae
Product: low-density lipoprotein receptor-related protein 6-like
Exons: 7
Source: RefSeq, a predicted model, not a curated record
AUGAAGCCAACAUCCACGUUGAAAAUCAGCCGCGCAUUCAUGAACGGGUCGUCCGUCGAGCACAUCAUUGAGUUUGGCCUCGAGUAUCCGGAGGGCAUGGCCGUGGACUGGGUAGCGCGCAACGUCUACUGGGUGGACACGAUCGCGUACCGCAUCGAGGUGGCACGCCUGGACGGAACGUCGCGUCGCAUCCUCGUCUGGAACGACCUGGAGAAUCCGCGCUCGAUCGCGCUCGAUCCGGGAGAGGGCUACAUGUACUGGUCGGACUGGGGCGGCACAAAGCCUAAGAUCGAGCGAGCAAACAUGGACGGCUCGGCGCGAUUGGUGCUCAUGAGCAACGCCGGUCGAGCGAACGGACUCACGAUCGACUACGCCGCGCGGCGACUCUACUGGGCCGACCUCGACACUGACAGCAUAGAACACUCGGACCUCGAAGGCAACGACAGGAGGCGGUUGAACAUCUCCAGCAACCACCACCCGUACACGCUCACGCGAGUACAGGACUCAUCUACUGGAUAGGACUGGACACACGAAGGGGAUCGAGCGAGCGAACAAGACGACCGGGAGCGAACCAACACGCUCAUACAGGGCAGCCUAGACUACGUCGUCGACAUACUGGUGUUCCACUCGUCCAGACAGACCGGUUGGAACAUCUGUGCGGUGAACAACGGAGGAUGUUCGCACCUGUGCCUCGCGAACCCGUCGCCGGGGCCGGACAGCGCCCACAAACUGCUCCUGCCCGAUGCACGUACCACCGCUGAACGCAGACCUGCGCACCGUGCCAGCGUGACUCCGUCGUCGUUCCUGCUCUUCAGCCAGCGAUCGGAGAUCAAGCGCGCGGUGCCGUCCGACGCCGCUCCGGACAUGGUCCUCCCCGUGCGUGGCCUGCGCAACGUGCGCGCCGUAGACUACGACCCCGUCGACUUCUACCUCUACUGGAUCGACGGACGGCCGAACGCGCGGCAGAUACGCCGCGCCUACGACAGCGGCCGCCAGACGACGGUCGUCGUGGACAACGCCGUGGGGCACCUGCACCCGUACGACUUUGCGAUCGACGCGCACACGCGCCAGAUGUUCUGGACGUGUUCGCUGAACAACGCCAUCAACAUCACGCGCCUAGAUGGCAGCAGCGUCGGUCUCGUGCUGAGCGGGGAGGAGGAGAGACCGCGCGCGAUCGUGCUGCACCCCUACAGGAG